UGGGAGGAGAUUCGGGCGCCGCCCCUUCACCGUAACCUCGACCGGAGGUAUAAAGCCUGAGGUAACUUAACCUGCGGUCAAUUAUCACAAAGGUUCACCAUGUUCAAGACUGUCCUCCUGUUGCUCGCGGUGGCGGCCAUGGCGAUGGGGCGAUCUGCUGACCCCUUCCACCCUCCGUACCCUGAGGCUCCCGCGGUGUACGAAUAUCAGUACGGGGUGAAGGAUGACCAAAGCGGCAACAACUUCGGCCACGAGGAAGCCCGCAACGGCUACAACACCGAAGGACAGUACUUCGUCCUCCUCCCCGACGGCCGCCUGCAGACCGUCCAGUACAGCGUGAACGGAGACGAAGGCUUCGUGGCCAACGUAGGGUACUCUAAUCGGCGUUAGCAGGAAUCCAUUAGGAAUGCGCUGUUGUUGUCGAAAUCUAUAAGUCGAGUAAUGGAUAACUAUCGAAUUCAUUUUAAGGAAAUUAAAACCUAUUCAUAAAGAUUUUGAAAUGUACGUUAAUAGAUCAUCAACAUACAUCAGUC
This is a messenger RNA of Penaeus vannamei (Pacific white shrimp), 533 nucleotides long. Its product is annotated as cuticle protein 8. NCBI's taxonomy places the organism in Eukaryota, Metazoa, Arthropoda, Malacostraca, Decapoda, Penaeidae. Gene Ontology annotation, cellular component: extracellular matrix. The record is from RefSeq and is a predicted model, not a curated record.